AUGGAUCGAAACCACUUACUGCUAGCCUCGGUAAAAGUUAGGACGUCCGCCGUAUGCGACGCGCACCGUCAGCCCCGGGACGGUGUGAGAAAUAUGCAUCGGGUACCGUCGACCCAGCGACGACGGUUAAAGAAGCAAGUUGGAGAGUGGAGAUGUGCCACUUGGAACAUCGGCACAAUGACUGGAAGAAGCAGGGAGAUAGCAGAGACCAUGAAGCAGAGAAAAGUGAAAAUACUCUGUGUGCAAGAAGUAAAGUGGAUGGGCGGCGGAGUAAGGGAGAUCGGAGAAGGUUAUAAGCUGUACUACUCCGGAAGUAGAACGGGAAGAAACGGCGUGGGUAUCAUCCUUAAUGAAGAGCUCAAGCAAAGGGUGGUGGAAGUCCAAAGGCCCUCAGACAGGUUGAUGAUAAUUAAGGUGCUAGCAGGAAAGAGUCUGAUCAACAUCGUGAGUGGUUAUACUCCACAGAUUGGCUGUGAAGAUCAAGAGAAGGAAGAGUUCAGAGAACAACUUGAACAAAGUUUUAGAGAGAUCCCUGAAGAAGAAGAAAUCUUCCUAGGAGCUGAUCUGAACUGUCAUGUAAGAGAAACAGUAGGAGGUUAUGAAGCAUGUCAUGGUGGUUUUGGAUACAGCCCGAGAAACGAGGAAGGAGAGAAAAUGCUAGAGACAUUGGAGAGCUUUGAACUAGUCUUGGUAAACACCGGAUUCAAGAAGAGAGAUGAACAUCUAACGACAUGCCGAAGUGGAGAUAACAGUUCCCAGAUCGACUUCCUAGCAGUGAGUAAGAGAACCCAUAAACCCAUGAGAGAUGCAAAAGUGAUUCCCGGUGAGGUAGUUGCUCACCAGCACAGACUGCUGGCCAUGGAUGGGACGUUCUCUAAGAAAAGGAAAGGAGAAACAACUGGAAAGAAGCUGCAGAAGAUCAAGGUGUGGAAACUGGGAAUAUGCAGGAGAAUACAGAAGGGUGCAAGAGCAAAGAGAGACAUCCCAAAAGUGACUGUGGUGAAGAGCGAGGAUGAACGGAUUCUGGCAGAGAAGGAAGAAGUGCUAAGGAGAGGGAGAGAAUAUUUUGAACACCUGUUGAAUGUAAAGAACGAAUGGGAAGAGCUAACAGAACUACCAGCAGUGGAAGGUCCGAUACAGCAAAAAGGCGAUGUAUUAGAAUGUGGGAACCACUGUGGUAUCAAGCUCUUGGAAUACCUCUUGAAAGUUGAGGAAAAGAUCCUAGACCAGAAGAUCCGAGAAAGUGGUAGUUAUAGGAAACAUGCAGCAUAUGAUAGGGUGCCCAGGUCUACUGGUGUCUACGGAAGAAAUGAGUUCCAGAGCACGACAAUUCAAACUCACCUGAAACUGUUGGGCACUUUUAUCGUCAAUCUUUACGCGAUAUUGGGUGAGCGCCGUUCCAUUCCCAUGCCGUAUCGCAUCACUGUUCUGACUCUCGUUUUCAACACAUGA
Molecule: messenger RNA, 1452 nt
Organism: Penaeus indicus
Lineage: Eukaryota; Metazoa; Arthropoda; Malacostraca; Decapoda; Penaeidae
Product: craniofacial development protein 2-like
Exons: 5
Coding region: 1-1452 (483 amino acids)
Biological process (GO): chromatin remodeling
Cellular component (GO): nucleus
Source: RefSeq, a predicted model, not a curated record